Molecule: messenger RNA, 2221 nt
Organism: Phycomyces blakesleeanus NRRL 1555(-)
Lineage: Eukaryota; Fungi; Mucoromycota; Mucoromycetes; Mucorales; Phycomycetaceae
Exons: 11
Coding region: 48-2015 (655 amino acids)
Biological process (GO): SRP-dependent cotranslational protein targeting to membrane; post-translational protein targeting to endoplasmic reticulum membrane
Cellular component (GO): Sec62/Sec63 complex
Molecular function (GO): transmembrane protein transporter activity; RNA binding
Source: RefSeq, a predicted model, not a curated record
UCUGGAAGCCAAGGUCGAAGAAGAAGGUCGACAUAACUUGUUAAACUAUGGCUCAGUAUACCUACGACGAGGAGGGAUUUAAUUUCUAUUAUUUCCUUCUUUCCGUCAUCUCACUGUGCCUAGUACCAGCUACAGCAACAUCUAUUUACAGUGCAUACAAAGCAACACAACAAAAACGCAAGACAGACACUUGCAAAUGUUCAUCUUGUGAAGACCAACGAACGAAACUCAAAGCUACCAACACUACAUCCACUCUUAAGCUUGUCAAUCCAAAAUUAAUCUUUAUUAUUCUGGGAUGGGCAGCAUUUGCUCUCCUUGCCUACCAAGUAUCUUAUGCUGAGGCACCAAAAGCUACCUGGGAUCCUUAUGAAAUCCUUGGUAUCAAAGAGGGAAUAACCUUGCCAGAAAUCAAGAAGAUUUACAAGAGACUCUCUUUGAUUUAUCACCCUGAUAAAGCAGAGAUCGGUACUGAGAAAGAGUCUGAGGAGCGAUUCAUCCAGAUUAGCAAGGCCUAUCAAGUUCUGACAGACGAGGAAGUACGCAAAAACUACGAGCAAUACGGUCACCCGGACGGAAAGCAGUCUUUCUCCAUGGGCGUUGCUCUUCCAUCCAAGUUGAUUGAAGGUGGAAAUAGCCGUUUUGUUCUGUUGUUCUAUGGACUUGCAUUUGGCCUCGGACUUCCGUAUUACAUUGCAACUUGGUGGUACAAUUCUCGUAGACACACCAAGGAUAAGAUUCUUAACACCACCAUGGCAGUCUUCUUCAAAGGACUCAAAGAAAAUGCUGAUUUUAAAAAUCUCAUCAAGGUUCUGGCUGGUGCUCAUGAAUUUAAGGAGAACUCCGAUGUUCGCGAGGGAGAAGAAAGUAUAUUAAAGAAGCUUGAUGAAACUAUUGCAAACGAAUUGGAGAAGCGUUUUACUGAAAAGUAUGAGCCUCUUCCUAAUGCUGCUCCUUCGUACCAGAGAAAGGCCCGCACACUUUUGUACGCCUAUUUCCUCCGUAUUGAUAUAAACACAAUUGCUUCUGCAGCCCAGACUAUUAUUAUUUUGAAAGAUCAGCGUUUUAUUGUUGAAAAGGCUAUCCAUCUUCUCCAAGGAUUGCUCCAAAUCGCUAUCGUAAAGAACUGGUUAAAUGUUGCUACAACAAUUAUGGACUUGCAACAGCAUUUGAUGCAGGCUAGCUAUCCUGGUGAGCCUACUAUCAAGCAAUUGCCUCACGUCGAUACUGCACUCUUGCGUAAAUACUAUCACAAUAAGAAGAAGAACGUCGGCUCUAUUCAGCAGUUUAUCUCCCUUCCUGAAGCUGAGCGCAAGUCUCUUUUGAAGCCUUUGUCAGAUGAGCAAUAUUUGGAUGUUGUUGAAGUUGCCAACCGAAUUCCUCGUUUGAAUGUUCGCAAGGCUGCCUUUAAGGUGGUUGGAGAUAAGAUUGUUACUACAGGAGCUAUCAUCACGUUUGUUCUUAAACUGAAGAAUGGUCAAAUCGAAAGCGUAGAACAAGAAGUUGAAGAUGAGGAAGAGAUUGAUGAUGAGGAAGAACAAACUGAAAAUGAUGAUUCUGAAGGACUUGGACUUGCACACAUCCCUUAUUACCCUGGAGAAAAGAAGCCUUACUGGUGGAUCUUCUUGGGUGAUCCCAAGGUUAACCGUAUCCUCGUUCCUCCUCGCAAAGUAACUGACAUUGUUGACGAGCAAACUAUCCGCAUUCCAUUUGCCGGCCCACCCAAGGCUGGAACCUACACUUUCUCUCUCUUUGUCAAGUCUGACACUUACACUGGUACAGAUAUCCUUCAGGACAUCCAAUUGACUGUACAGGAACCCGGAGAUCUUCCUGAAGAGGAGGAGGUCGACGAUUCAAUCUCAGAGCCUGAGGAUGAUUCCAUUGCUGGUCAGAUGAAGCUGAUGCGCGAACAGGGUCUUGCUUCUGCUUUGGCUGGAGGCAGUCAGCAGCCUGCUAAGAAGGCCAAUGCAGGCGAAGACAGUGAUUCUGACAGUGAUUCUGACAGUGACGAAGAGUAAAAAAACAUAUAUAUUCCAAAAUAACAUAACAUAAAUCCAUCUUUUCUUUUUCUCUCUCCUCCAAUCCCUCCAACUCCACCCAUAUUCUCUCUCUCUCUCUCUCUCUCUCUCUCUCUUUUUUUCGAAACAAUAAAACCAGAACAGAACUUAUAUAUAAACAUAAGAAGAAGAAGAAGAAAUAUACGUAUCCAAUAAAACAAUUUUAU